This is a messenger RNA of Thamnophis elegans (Western terrestrial garter snake), 481 nucleotides long. Its product is annotated as succinate dehydrogenase assembly factor 4, mitochondrial-like. Gene Ontology annotation, biological process: mitochondrial respiratory chain complex II assembly. Gene Ontology annotation, cellular component: mitochondrion. The transcript has 3 exons. NCBI's taxonomy places the organism in Eukaryota, Metazoa, Chordata, Lepidosauria, Squamata, Natricidae. The record is from RefSeq and is a predicted model, not a curated record. The coding region runs from base 48 to 365 and encodes 105 amino acids.
ACCGCCCACUUCGCAGGGAUAUUGAAGGCGCGGGUCCUUGGCAGGAAAUGGCUCUGCGCCUAUCGCUCCGGCAGGGCCGCUCUUUCACCUCCAGCGGCGGACAAGCCAGCUCAGCAUUUCUGCACAGUAGAAGUAAUACUUUUAGUGCAAAACGAAGUAGUGAACCUACCAAGCAACCACUUAAGAAGCCAGUAACACCAGCAGGUCGUUUUGAUACACCAGAAGAAUCCAAUGUAGAAAAGGAAUUACUAGAAAAAUUUCCCAAUGAUAUCAAUCCAACAACAAAAGAAAAAGGUGGUCCCAGAGGCCCUGAACCAACUCGUUAUGGAGACUGGGAACGAAAAGGACGCUGCAUUGAUUUUUAACUUCUUCUUUUUUUGGGGGGGGGGAAUGACAUUUGAGUGAAAAUAAAACCAAAAAGGGAGGUGGGAGGGAAACCACUUUACCUACAUAAACCAAAAUCUUCGUAUUUAGCUGUAAC